AUGACCACGUCGCUCGCCUCGCAGUUGGCAGGCAUCCGCUCGCACCAUGCGGAGCGCCUGUCCAGCUCAGGUGCGCUGACUAUGCGUGACUCGUACCUGUUUACGCCGCGAGUCGCGGCUGAGCAGGACCACCUGACCGUGCAUGCUUUGGGCGUGACGGGCUGGGAGCAGCUGACAGAGGAGGAUGGCGUGCUGGCGGCAUGGCCUCAUGGCGAGCUGCUGUUUGGUGAUCAGAGUGUGAAGACGGACCGCGCGACGCUGUCGAAGCAGGCGAAUGCCGAUAUCGACGUGGCGGUGCGCGAGCUACUGUACUUGAUGGGCCCUGUCUUGCUCUCGCGCAGCGCGGCCAAGUGUCUGGAAUGGCUCGUUCGGCGCUUUCGGAUUCACGAGUACACGCCGCACGACCUACUGCAUGCGUUCUUCCCGUACCAUCUCACGCCGCAAUUCGCCCGUAUAUUGCAGCUCGUGCCGGUCGACAAGCACGCCGAGAUGCGGUUCCUCGUGCCGGUGAAAAAGAGUCAGACACCGCUCCCUACGUCGGUGCUGAUCCAGGCGAUGGGGUCGAACAUGGAUGUGCUGCGGUGGGUCGCUUCGGCUCGUGCGCCCACGCCCAGCGUCGCUGGCACGAGACGCAUGCACGUCCCCUUUUGGACGUCGAUUCUCGUGCAGUUUUGUCUGUUCCGCCGCCUGAACAAGCGUUUUCGGGCCUCGGACGCGCAGACCAUGUUGGCGUUCCUCGUGCCUGAGAUUUUGCAUGUCGCCCAGGGCGCGAUGCAGGACCAAGAAACGGCCGUGGGCGCGAUGAUGGUGCUGUGCUCUCUUGGCGUGGCCUUCCCGCUGCGUGCCAAGGCCGUGCGGGGUGUGUUGGAUGCUAUGGUGCCACUAGCUACGUCUGCGACGCCGUCGGUGGCGCGUGCGAUGGUCGCAGCGUGUAUGUCGCUGUGCUCGAGUCCCGACGACGUCGCCGAUCCCUUUGAGACAUCGCAGCGGCUGCUGUCAGACACUAUGGUCGAUGCGCUCGUGGCGCUGCCUGAGCUCGUGCCGCAAGUGGUGCGGGCAUGGGAGACGCACGAUGUCGAGCCGUUCAUGGCUCAGCUGCUGGGCGCCUUGGUGGCCCAAGCGUCGUCGGACGCGGCGCAGUCGGUGCUCGAGCGCUUACUGGAUCAGGCCACGCUGCCUGCGUCACUCGCGCGCCGCACGUAUGUCAGUCUCCUGCGCCGGCCCACGGCGCCCGAGGCAUGGCAUGCGCGUGUGCGUUUGCUGGCGCGUCUACGUGAACGGCACCCAGCGACGCUGGACGAGGCGCUAGCUGUGGCGCGGCAGACGCACGAAGAGCAGGCAUGGCAGGUCAUGCGGGCUGUGCUGCAUAUGCAAGCGACCGGCACGGUGCCGGACGACCCGCCACAGGAUGCUGCUCUGUGGUUGGGUGUACACAGUGCGGACGUGCAUGCCCAGCACAUGGCUCUCGAGCAUCUCCUGCAGGCUGUGGACCAGGGCGAGAUACGCGCCCACGACUCGCUCGUGCGCGACGCCAUCCAUGCAGCUGUCACGCGUGCGCAUGUGCCGCUCGUCGAGACGCUGUAUGCGCAUGCGCCCACGCUGUUGGCCGCGAUGGAGCCAGGCGCGCUGCUGGAUAUGGCGGUGACACGAAUGCAGGCCACGUCUGUCUCAGGACAGGAGCGCCACUUGCACGUGGCCUUUGUGACACAGCACCUCUUGCCGCGGGCGCCCGAGUUGGGCGAGCGCGUAUGGCGUGACAUGCUGUGGCCCGAGCUGAUGCCUAGGUCGGGUGCCUGUACGGACGCCUUGGCAGCUCUGCAGCAUGUGGAUGUGCCGCCGAUGGCGCGCGCCGUCGUGCAAGCGACUCUGCAUGCCUCGCCGCGUGAGCCGGUGGCGUGGACGCUGCGUGUCGCGCAAGCGAUCGUGACGUACCUCGUGUCAUGUGACGAGGCCACCCUGCUCCGAGAAGCGGAUGGCCUGUGUGACACGACGGCGACGAAGCCCAUUUCGUACGGUGGCGCACUCGCCCUCCUCGUGCUGAGUCAGUUACUUGCACAGGACGUGCCGCCACGCGUAUGGAUCGCGCUGGCGUACCGCGCUACGACAAUUGUGCAUACGCAGCAGCUGCUCGCCGGCCAGGUCGACGAUGUCAUGGUCGGGCACCAUGUGGAUGAGGCCCUAGUGCAGCAAGUCUUGUCCAAGCUAUCGCGCCAGAGCGUGCGUCUGCUUGGUGUGCAGGUGCUGUACAUGGUCCUGCAGCACCUGCCUACGAACGUCGAUGCAUCGCUGAUGAUGGCCGUCCAGCAGCGCACGACGCCUGGGGCGCAGCUGAUGCUGCAUGUCUACCAAACCCUGCAUGCGCCGGGCGUGGGUAAGAUUGCCUCGACCAAGCUGGUGCCGGUGCUGUUUGAGCGCAUGGGAUGGCAUGCGCUGGCCUUGCUGGCCGGUGUGUGGACGUCGCCCGGCGGGCACGAUAUCAAGAACACGGCCACGUCGCUCCCAUCUCUCGUGACAGCGCUGGAUGCCGGCUCUGUCGUGCCACGCAGCGAUGUGUCGGUGCGUCUGAUGGCGAUGCGGCAUGCUGCGCUGCUUGUUACGGCAGCUACGCAGCACCGCCGGGCCCUCGAUGUGCAGACGCUGUUGCCCAGUCUGUUGGUGGUGUUGCAGGAUACCGUGCCGGUUCUUCGCGAUGCAGCGGCCCAGCUGCUGUGCGCUCUGGACGCAUGGAAUGCGGCUAGCGAGCAGGACGCGCCGCGCGAAGUGUAUGGCCUGGAGCAGGUGUACGGCCAGCACAGUGCCGCGCUGCAGUACCUCGACACGCCGACGUAUGUCAAGUACACGUCGCUGCUGGCGAAGGAAGCUGGCGCAUUCAUCAACGAUGCGGCGUAUCUCGCGGCGACGCACACAGCGAUGCUGCGCGGCACCGGCAAAAAGGAGACGCUGUUCCGCUCCAAGGUGCUGUGCUACCUGCUGAGCCAUGCCGUAUGCACGCAGGACGUUCACAUGCGCAUGGCACUCCUUGGUAUCGUACGCGACGUGCCAGCGCCCUGCAAACUCACCACGGUGCUGCCUCUCAUCCAGGAGGCGGUGGAUGGCCACGUGCAAGAUCCCGUGUACUUGCAGCUGCUGUACGAGACGUAUGAUGCGAGCGCGGACCUCGAUCGCACGUCGUUUGCGUACUUGGAGCGCUCGCUGCGCGGUGGCGUACACCUGCAGCAGGCUGCGCUAGGCACGCUGCACGGCCUGUAUCCCGCGCUGCGCAUGGAGCACAAGCAGACCGUCUUUUUGGCUAUGGCUGAGACGCUCGCGGAUCCGCAUACGCCCAGUGUCGCGGGUGCGAGCGCCGCUCUGCGGUCUCUGCCCGUGUCGGACGCCGUGCUCGUCUCGGUUUUGCGCUCGCUGUGCGAGUCGCUCGAGGAGGAAGACGAGGAGGCGCCCAAGCGAGCACGGACUCACUCGACUCGGGACGAGCAGGUCCGUCAUGCCGCGGUGGUGCUGAUCACGGUGCUGGAGAGCAUGCAGAGCCGCACACUCGGUAUGGAGGCAUCGCUUGUGGCGGCGCUCUUUGACGUGGUGCGCACGGCGAUUUCCCUGCAUGCGACGCACCUGUUCAAUGCCGAGUACGUCUUGCAGUUGGCGAUGCAGAGUCUGUGUGACGUGUUUGACCACAUUACGGUGCUGCCUGUCGACGUGGCCCAGGUCAUUCGUGCGGACACGAUUGUGAAUGCCAUCAAGGUCUCGACGAACACGCAGAGCAUUAAUCAUGCGAUCCUGCUUCUCGCUCGCUUUGCGCGCCUCGACGCGGAGCUUGUGCUGCACAACAUCAUGCCGAUCUUUACGUUUGUCGGCCUGAAUGUGCUACAGCGGGACGACAGGUUCACGCUGUCCGUGGUCGAGCAGACGCUGCGGAGCAUUAUUCCUGCCUUUGUGAAAGCCGUGCGGCCGCAAGUCAUCAACGACAAGGACGCCCUCCUAGCGCUGUGGUGCGAGACACGCAGUCUGCUGCGCAUCUUCAGCGACGCGUCCACGCACAUCCCGCGGCACCGUCGCCAUGUAUUUUUCCGGCUGCUCGUCGAUGUGCUCGGCGCUGAUGACUUCUUGGCGCCCGUGUGCAUGCUGCUGGCGGACCGUGUCACACAUCGUGUGACGCGCUCGCCAGGCAGCAGUAGCAGUCUGCUGCAGCUGCCGCUCGGGAUCAUGCGGGCUGAGCCGUUCCAUGUGCGUGUGCAUGCGAUGAACCAGAUGUGGUCCGAGAUUGUGCGACUGCUGGAUAACUCGGACGAUGUCUUUUUGGUGCCGACGCCGCGUCGUGAGUACUCGGAUGAGCACUUGUCGACGAUGCACCAGGCACAUACGCUGCUCCUGUUCUUGCACGACGCCAUGACGCAGACGCCCACGGACGAAGCCAGUGAGGAGCUCGCCCAGUAUGCAUGGUACACGCUGUGUGUCGCACCGGAAGACGAGGCGCUGCAAGCGGCUCUGCACAAGGCGCGCACGCCCGUCUUUCAAAGUCUGCCGACGUCCACCUUCCUCACGCUCGUGCUGCAUCUCUUGCAUGGCACGCGCGAGGCGCCACCUGGCCUGCAGGGCACGGUACCACAGCGUGUUGACAUGCCACGCACCGCUCUCGACCUGCUGGCCUCGCGUGCGAUACGGACGGACCGAGCGGCGCACGUUGCCCUGUUCGAGGAGCUGCACAAGGCGCUCGUGCACGUGUACGAGACACACCCGUCGCUUGGGGCCGAUGCACUGGAUCUGCUGCACACGUCGAUCACGCACAGCGUAUCGUCCGAGCACGCUGCUCUGACGCAGCUCAUGCCGCCGUUGUGGGCGCAUGCACCGCAGCCUCAGGUACUGCAUGUGCUCACGGCCAUCCUCCUGCAUGUGGGUGUGCGUGCGCUCUCGCACCUUGCGGUGCUGGUGCCGUAUGCGUGUGAGGCGGCCGAGACUGGCAGUGAUGACGACGUGCACAGUGCGGCUUUGCUGUUGCUGGCAGCGCUCUUCAAAACGCUCUCGCAGUUCAUGCAUGGCUAUGUCGCGCGCGUGAUGCGCUUGCUGGUGUCGAAAGACACAACGCACGUUCGCAGUGCAGCCCGCAAGGUCCAGGAUGCGAUGGUCAAGCGCAUGCCGCCCGCCACGAUGCUCGAGGCGUGGGGCGUCGUGUGGCGCGAGACGCCGGCGUCAGCCACGUCGCUCCUGCACAUGCUUCAAUGGACGGUGCGGCACAUGGACAAGGCAGCGGUGACUGCGCACUACAAGACCGUGUUUCGGUUUGUGCUGCAGGCCAUGGACCUGCAGCGCAAGGCGUCUGCACCGUCGCGUGGCGUGUUGCCGGCCGUGGAGCGUGCCGUGCAUGUGUUUGUGACGCUGUCGUUGAAGCUGAGUGAGACGCAGUUCCGCCCGCUGUUUUUGCGCACGUACGACUGGGCUGUGGUCGACUUGUUGGAGGAAGAUGCGCAGGGUAUGGAGGCGCGAUCUUUGGCGCUGUAUACCCUCGUCCAGAUGCUCUUUGAGCAGCUGCACGCGAUGAUGGUGCCGUUCUAUGCGGUCGUGAUCGAGCAUGUGAUCGAGGUACUGCAGCAGGCGACGCGCACGCCGCUGUGGUACGAGGUCGUGCGCAGUGUGCGUGUGUGUGCUGAGGCAGAUGAGGGCGUGUUUUGGAACGCGUCGCGUGCGACGCCCUGCAUCGCGCCGCUCGUAGCCGCGAUGUGUGAAGAGGACGCAGCGCUGAUCCCCGAGACGCUGCUGGCCCUCGCUCAGGCUGUGCCGGACGACGAAUUUUUGCGUGCGCUGAAUACGGCGCUCAUGGCCGCGGCGCACACGGAGCAUGUGCCGACGCAGGUACGUACGCUGCACACGUGUGCGUCGCUGUGGGCAGCGCACGGCAUGGCGCUUCUUGCGUUUGUGCCGGAAACGGUGGCAUCGCUCUCAGAGCUGCUCGACAAUGCUGAUCCACGCACGUCCAAGGCAGCGCUCGAGCUGCGUGUGCACAUGGAAGAGGCGCUCGGCGAGCCGCUCGACUCGUACCUCGACUCGAUGUAG
Molecule: messenger RNA, 6042 nt
Organism: Malassezia restricta
Lineage: Eukaryota; Fungi; Basidiomycota; Malasseziomycetes; Malasseziales; Malasseziaceae
Product: U3 small nucleolar RNA-associated protein 10
Exons: 1
Coding region: 1-6042 (2013 amino acids)
Biological process (GO): maturation of SSU-rRNA from tricistronic rRNA transcript (SSU-rRNA, 5.8S rRNA, LSU-rRNA); positive regulation of transcription by RNA polymerase I
Cellular component (GO): t-UTP complex; 90S preribosome; small-subunit processome
Molecular function (GO): snoRNA binding
Source: RefSeq, a predicted model, not a curated record